GACAACCCCAGACGACAACGCACCAGCCACAGCAGCACACUCGCCUUCACGCGCCUGCCUCACUCGCCUCCCUUAACACCUCAACACUGACAACCGACGAUGGCUGACCAGGACCAGUCGACACAGCCGCCAAACCAGCCAGAUGUGGACAUCAUCACUACAGACUCGGAAGUGAAGAAGCCUUCGAAGCCCCGAGUCACUACCCGUUACAUGACAAAGUAUGAGCGUGCCCGCGUACUCGGCGCACGAGCCCUUCAAAUAAGCAUGAACGCGCCGCUCAUGGUCGAGCUUGAGGGCGAGACAGAUCCUCUUCGCAUCGCGCAAAAGGAGCUGCUCGCGGGCAAAAUCCCCAUGAUCAUUCGCCGGUACCUUCCCGACCACACGCCAGAGAACCCAAGUUACGAGGAUUGGGGUGUCAACGAACUGAUUGUGGAGCGCUUGUUCUAG
Salpingoeca rosetta is the source of this 447-nucleotide messenger RNA. Its product is annotated as DNA-directed RNA polymerase I. Bases 100 to 447 code for a protein of 115 amino acids. The record is from RefSeq and is a predicted model, not a curated record. The transcript is spliced from 6 exons. Gene Ontology annotation, cellular component: nucleus; RNA polymerase I complex; RNA polymerase III complex. Gene Ontology annotation, molecular function: DNA-directed RNA polymerase activity; DNA binding. Gene Ontology annotation, biological process: DNA-templated transcription. NCBI's taxonomy places the organism in Eukaryota, Choanoflagellata, Craspedida, Salpingoecidae.